CAUACUUCAUCCAAAAUUGACAGAAAAUUCAUUGAGAGGGAUAGAAGAAAUCAAAUGAAACCUCUUUAUCACAAGCUCAAUUCACUUCUUCCUCAUCAAACCUUCAAGGAUGCUAUUUCACUACCGAAUCAGCUGGAGGAAGCCACAAGUUACAUUAAACGAUUACAAAUCAAGUUGGAGAAAAUCAGGGACAAGAAGAACACCCUACUAGAAAUUCAAAGGACAAAUAUGAAUAUGAAUAAGAAGAUGAAUUUGUGGUUAAAAUCUACAAAAAUUGAGAUCCAACCAAUUGGUUUAGCCUUAGAGGUUGUUAUAAUAAUUGGGUUGGAUUCUCAACUUUUGUUCAAUGAAACCAUUCGUGUUCUUCGUGAAGAAGGAGUAGAUAUUGUUAAUACUAGUUAUAAAGUCAAUGAAGAUGUUAUUUUCCAUUCAAUACAUUGCCAAGUAGGAGAAUUUGCCAACGAAGCUGCAAGAAUAUCUGAUAGAUUCAACAAGUUUAUGCAUAAUGAUUAUUAGUCUAAUAUUGCAUUUCAGAGUGUAACAAUAUCUUUCUCUUUCUUAUUUGAGAAACUUUUGUACGGUAACAUGAUUUUGGAAACAAAUUUUGCGCACUCGCAAAAUUGA
Molecule: messenger RNA, 624 nt
Organism: Cicer arietinum (chickpea)
Lineage: Eukaryota; Viridiplantae; Streptophyta; Magnoliopsida; Fabales; Fabaceae
Product: transcription factor bHLH162-like
Biological process (GO): regulation of transcription by RNA polymerase II
Cellular component (GO): RNA polymerase II transcription regulator complex
Molecular function (GO): protein dimerization activity; DNA-binding transcription factor activity, RNA polymerase II-specific; RNA polymerase II transcription regulatory region sequence-specific DNA binding
Source: RefSeq, a predicted model, not a curated record